Molecule: messenger RNA, 1857 nt
Organism: Teleopsis dalmanni
Lineage: Eukaryota; Metazoa; Arthropoda; Insecta; Diptera; Diopsidae
Exons: 1
Coding region: 1-1857 (618 amino acids)
Source: RefSeq, a predicted model, not a curated record
AUGGCAGAAAAAUUAAAGCAGCAAAGAGCCAACACUAAAAAAAGCAUGACACGAAUUAAGAAUUAUAUUGAAUCCGCAAGGAAUGAGGGAAGUGUACUUCCACAUGCUGAACUAAAAUGUCGCUUAGCUAUAUUAGAGGCUUACUUCAAACAGAUAUUGACCACGCAAUCGAGCAUCGAGGCCUUAAAUCCAGAAGAUAAUUGCCGAUCAGAUUUGGAGGAGCUUUACAUCAAUGCAAAGGUGGCUAUUCAAUCGCAGUUGGGAGACGAGUUCCACAAUACAUCAAUAUCUGAUGGUAACAUCACCAUCCACCAAUCAACAUCGAAACUACCACCGUUACAAUUACCUUCAUUCAAUGGUAAAUAUUCCGAAUUCAAGAAUUUUAUAACGACAUUUACCCAAAUCAUUGAUCGAGAAUCAACUUUAUCUAAUCUGGAAAAGUUUAAUUAUUUGCUGACUUGUCUGCAUGGCCCAUCGUUAGAAACGGUCAACGCGUUUCAAGUCACAAAUGAAAAUUAUUCAAAGGCUUUAAAUAGAUUGAAGGAUAGAUAUGACAAUCCAACGCUUAUUUUUAUGGAAAACGUAUCAGCCCUUUUCGAUCUUCCUGGUACGUCCAAACCAGAAGGUGAUAAAUUGCGAAGUUUAAUCGAUACUGCGUCAACAAUUUAUAGUUCACUGCUAUCAUUGGGUUCGGAACGUGACAUUGCACAAGCAAUGUUGAUUCAUAUUGUGAUGCAAAAGUGUGACGAAGGGACGAGAAGAAAGUGGAAGGAAUCGUUGGAUUUCAAAAGGUUGCCAUGUUGGAACGAUUGUACUGCCGUUUUAGAGAGACAUUGUCAAUAUCUUCAAUCUCUGGAUAAAACGUCUCCUUGUGUAUCAGAUGUGCACACCAAUGAUAAAUUGUCAAAAAUAAAAAAAUCUCACAAAGAUUAUGCUUUUUCUUGCACUAAAUCCUCUUGUAUAUUUUGUUCAAGUGCGAAUCACAAGCUCAAUGGCUGUGAACGGUUUAAAUGUUUAUCAACUGCACAACGUUUUGACACUGUAAAGCGAUUCACACUGUGCAUCAAUUGUUUAUCAAAAGGACAUCAACGUUCUAACUGUCCAUCAACUUAUAGAUGUAAAAUUUGUUCAGAUCAACAUCACACCUUGUUACAUCGUAGCAACACCUUCAAUACCACAACACCUUUCAACUCAGUUCAUCCUACUCCACAGUCAUCAAUGGUGUCAGCUGUAGCUACUACUUCUAGAGAUGCUGUGACGCAUACACAUUUAGAGAAGUCAUCGACAAGUAAUGUCAUCUUAGCUACAGCGCUAGUUCUAAUACAGGAUGCAUCUGGAUGCUACCAAUUGGGUAGGGCGUUACUAGUUUCGUGUUCACAGGUGAACUUCAUCACUAAUGAUUUCGCUCAAAAACUUCGCAUACCCAUGGCAAAGCAUAAUAUUGAAAUUAACAGCAUCGGAAAUUCAUCGACAAGAAUUACAUCAAAGGUAUCAACUACUAUCAAAUCUCGAUUCACGGCUUUUCAAUUUCCAUUGACAUUCUGUAUAACAUCACAUAUUGCGUAUCAACCAGAUUCUGAAAUAAACAUCUCAACUUGGAACGUACCACCAAAUAUUAACCUUGCUGACGAACAAUUUUACAAAUCAACCCGUAUUGAUUUACUGCUUGGCACUGAAAGCUUUUUUAGUGUCCUGUCAGUAGGCCAGAUUAAACUUGGAUUAGGAUUACCAACGUUACAGAAAACUAUUUUGGGCUGGAUUGUUUCAGGUAGAUAUGAUGUUUCACAAUGCGUUAAUAAUUCAAUUUGUCUCCUUUCACCAAUUGACUCUGUCGAGGAAAAGUUAGAACGUUUAUAG